This is a messenger RNA of Pochonia chlamydosporia 170, 1944 nucleotides long. Its product is annotated as ornithine decarboxylase. Gene Ontology annotation, biological process: translational elongation. Lineage: Eukaryota; Fungi; Ascomycota; Sordariomycetes; Hypocreales; Clavicipitaceae. Gene Ontology annotation, cellular component: eukaryotic translation elongation factor 1 complex; cytoplasm. The record is from RefSeq and is a predicted model, not a curated record. Gene Ontology annotation, molecular function: translation elongation factor activity; ornithine decarboxylase activity. The transcript is spliced from 4 exons. The coding region runs from base 1 to 1944 and encodes 647 amino acids.
AUGGCAACGGCUGUCCUUGAUAACCACCAGCAACAUGUCACUCAUAAUCAUAUGUUAAUGAAGAAACCGCUCUCAGUGGACUACCUUCAGAACAAUGGCUUAAUUGACCCGAAGCAGCUGAUUGGCGAGGCUCUGCACAAGCGUGCCGAGUCUGUUGACCAUGAGCUCUGCGAACCCGGCGACGAGGAUACAUUUUACGUCGCCGAUCUUGGCGAGGUCUAUCGGCAGCAUCUCCGAUGGAAGAAGAAUUUGCCUCGUGUCAAGCCCUUUUAUGCCGUCAAGUGCAACCCCGACCCCAAGGUCCUUCGCCUUUUGGCUGAACUCGGCACCGGAUUCGACUGCGCCUCUAAGGGAGAGAUUGAACAGGUGCUGGCUAUGGGCACUAGCCCUGAGCGCAUCAUCUAUGCUCAACCAUGCAAGACGAACUCGUAUGUUCGCUUUGUGAAGAAUGCUGGUGUCAAGCAGAUGACCUUUGACAACGCCGACGAGCUUUACAAGAUUGCAAAGCUCUAUCCCGAGGCUGAACUUUUCCUUCGCAUCAUGACCGAUGAUACCUCCAGCCUUUGCCGCCUCAGCAUGAAGUUUGGCGCUGCCAUGGAUACCACCGAGAGUCUGCUGGCGGUAGCUAAGAACCUGGGCCUCAAUGUCGUCGGAGUCAGUUUCCACGUGGGAUCUGGUGCUUCCGACCCCCUUGCCUUCUACAAGGCCGUCCGGGACGCCCACACAGUCUUUCAGCAGGCUGCCGACUUUGGCUUCUCUAUGCGCACCCUUGAUGUUGGCGGUGGCUUUUGUGGCGACACUUUUGAGCAGAUGGCUGGUGUUCUGCGUGACGCCUUGGAUGAGUUCUUCCCUGCUGGCAAUGGCAUCGACGUCAUUGCUGAGCCUGGUCGUUAUUACGUCGCCACGGCCUUCACCAUUGCCUGCAACAUCAUUGCCCGCCGUACUGUGGAGGACCCUACUCUUGACGGCAAAGGCUACAUGGUGUACAUCAACGACGGCGUCUAUGGCAACUUCUCCAGCAUCAUGUUUGAUCACCAGCACCCAGUGGCUCGGAUCCUGCGAUCCAAUGGACGUACUCUUUACGACACGCCGUCGGCCAGCGCAUGCAGCGCAGGCGAAGGUGUCGAGUACUCUGUUUGGGGACCUACCUGUGACGGCAUCGACCGUAUUAGCGAGAGCAUUCGUUUCGAAACCAUCCUCGACGUUGGUGACUGGCUCUACUUUGAAGACAUGGGCGCGUACACCAAAUGCUCGGCCACGCAGUUCAAUGGGUUCUCCAACUCUCACGAUGUCAUUUACGUGUGCAGCGAGGCUGGAGCCAAGGCUCUUCUGAACAUCUACUCUGCCACCCAGGCUGAUGUUGCCUGCUUCAAGGCCCUGAAGGAGAGCCCCGACGCCAAGAAGUUCCCCAACGCCGCCCGUUGGUACAAGCACAUCGCCACCUUCGAGGAUGAGUUCGCCUCCCUCACUGGUGAUGCUUCCAAGCCCUACACCGUCUACGGCCCCGAUGUCGCUGAGGUUACUCUGAACCCUGCCAAGGCUCCUGCCGCCGCCGAUGACGACGACGACGUCGAUCUGUUCGGCUCCGACGACGAGGAUGAUGAUGAGGCCGCUCGUGUCCGUGAGGAGCGCCUCGCUGAGUACCGCAAGAAGAAGGAGGCCAAGCCCAAGACCAUUGCCAAGUCUGUUGUCACUCUUGACGUCAAGCCUUGGGAUGAUGAGACUGACAUGGUUGCCCUCGAGGCUUCCGUCCGUAGCAUCGAGAAGGACGGUCUGGUCUGGGGUGCCUCCUCGCUCAAGGCCGUCGGUUUCGGCAUCAAGAAGCUCCAGAUUAACCUCGUCGUUGAGGACGACAAGGUCUCUCUGGACGAGCUCCAGGAGCAGAUCCAGGACUUCGAGGACUACGUCCAGUCUUCCGACGUUGUUGCUAUGCAGAAGCUCUAA